This is a messenger RNA of Lactuca saligna, 1190 nucleotides long. NCBI's taxonomy places the organism in Eukaryota, Viridiplantae, Streptophyta, Magnoliopsida, Asterales, Asteraceae. The record is from the annotation of a GenBank genome assembly.
GUUGACAAUAAGUUAGGGAAAGUGAAAUUGAAGGUUUCUACGGAAUUAAUGGCAAAAUUAAUAUGAAAAAUUAAUUUAGGGUCAAAACAAAAUUUGUGGGAAAACUUAAUGGCUUUUCUGUUAUUAACUCAACUUGGGAUGAAACAUAAUAACUAAUCGAGAGAAAAACGAGGACCGAAGUGCACAAUUUAUAAAAGGCCUGCUAUUUACAGCGGAAACCACAGCGAAACUUCGAAAUCAUGGCGUCCGGAAAACCCGAACCACCGCCUCCCACCGACUAUCGCUACGAUGCUCUUCCUUCUACUCCUCAACAAAACCAAUAUGUCGUUGUCUUACCCUUCUACUCUCCCUCCGGCCACCGCAGGUGGCGUCGUUUAUGCCGCCGCUAUCUCUCCUUCGCCAGCACCAUCCUCCUUCUCUCCGUCGCUCUCUACUUUAUCUGGCCGUCUGAUCCUUACCUGAAAGUGGUCAAUCUUCGGCUCGACCGUCUGAAAAUACACGCUGUUCCUAAGAUCUCCCUUGAUAUUGUGUUAGGUGUAAAAAUUAAGGUUCGUAAUCCUGAUGUUUACUCGCUCAAUUAUGAGUCUCUCAAUGUCUCGGUCGGGUACAGGGGAGAGCAGCUAGGGUUUGUCACAUCGGAUGAUGGAAAGGUUAAGGCAUUCGGUACAUCGUAUAUCGAUGCUACACUGGUUCUUAAUGGAUCAGAAGUGAUCUCCGAAGCAUUUUCUCUGUUUCAAGAUCUGGUGAAAGGUUCGAUCCCGUUUACCACGACCCCUGAAAUUCGCGGCAGCCUUGGAAUUUUCUUCUUUCAACUGCCAAUUUCGGCCAAGUUAUCAUGUGAGGUUGUGAUGAACAUAAACAAUCAAACAAUCGAACGACAAGACUGUUAUCCUGCGUGAUGUGAUGUGGAAGAACACUGACAAAAGCUAUCAAGAAGAAACAAAUCAUGCUAUGGUUUUAGGUAAAUUCUCCUUAAAUUAGUUUUUUCUUUUCGGGGGGUGAUUAUUGAUUAUUGUGUUAGAGCUGAUUCAUAAAAUAAACCCCAAUGUAAAUAUAAUGACAUCAUACACUCCGGUUUACAUAUUGUUAAUUUGUUAUUUCGCCUUAUUGAUUGAAAUACGUGUAACUACCAUUUCUUUCAAAGAAAUAUGAACGUCAUUUUCGCAAAAAAAAAAAAAGUAUGAAAAAAG